AUGCCUGCAGGGCCAUCCGGUGUUGUUGUUUUGACCGUCAUCUACGCGCUCAUCACGCUGUCCGCGAUAAUUAUCGGUGCCCGAAUCUAUCUGCGAUUGGCUAUACAGAAGCAGCGCCUCGUAACAGCAGACUGGCUGCGCAUAUCAGCAUGGUGCACCGCGUUCGUCACCGGUUUCUUCGACGUACUGUAUGCGAAAGAGGGCGUUUUGCAUCCCGGGAUCAAUUACACUCUGUCCAAUUGGGAUGCGCCGUUGGAACAGCAGAUCAGAGUCCGAAAGUAUAAUUGGGUCAAUCCUUUCCCAUUUUACACGACUUUCUACCUAUGCAAGGCGUCACUUCUUGUCAUUUAUCUACAGCUAUUUCCACCGUUUAUGGUCAUAAGACGACUCAUGGUCUGGAUCGUGGUUGUGUAUUGUGUCUGUGCCUAUAUCGUAACGAUCUCACUCCAGCUUUUUCUCUGUUACCCAAUCCAACGGAACUGGUCUGUCACGAAGCCUGAAGAAGCAUGUAAAUACACCUCGUUGCUUCUUAUGUUCCAGAUCAACUGGGUGUUGCAUUUCGUUGGAAUCUUCUGCCUGCCGUUCUUCAUUAUCCACAAUCUCAACAUGCGAACGAAGGUCAAAGUCAGUGUCUACUGCAUCUUUCUCUUAGGCAUCAUCGACAUCGCAUUUUCUCUCACGCGCUUUUUGACCAUUCAGCUCGGAGACAGCGAAGACUUUCGAUCUUUCACGAUAAUCGAACUUUGGUGUUCCCUCGACGUGUACAUCGGUCUCGUCAUCUGCUGCAUCCCAGCUCUGCGACCAUAUCUUCAUAGGAAGGGAGUCAACUACAACAUCCAGGAAUCAGGACGUCCUUCAAAGUCUGGCCAUGCGAUACGGCGGACCGGCCAGAGCGGAUUUGAAGAGAUAAUUGAGGGGUCAGGUCUCAGGGGCGAUGUUCAAGAUGAUUCAUGGUCCGGGUCUCAUUCUUGUGAGCUUACAGUGGAUAUGAGUGAUAAAAAGCAAAAUGAGAGCGAUAUCGAGCUGGUGAGUAUUGAGGUUGGUAAGAGUAGCAUAUAG
This is a messenger RNA of Fusarium mangiferae, 1059 nucleotides long. RefSeq lists its product as uncharacterized. The coding region runs from base 1 to 1059 and encodes 352 amino acids. NCBI's taxonomy places the organism in Eukaryota, Fungi, Ascomycota, Sordariomycetes, Hypocreales, Nectriaceae. The record is from RefSeq and is a predicted model, not a curated record. The transcript is spliced from 6 exons.